AGAUUCAUUAUCUGGAGAGAGAGCCUCGAAGAAAGCAAAUAAAAUCUAGAGAAGCUUGUUUCUAGGGUUUCGACUCUCGACGGCCGGUACGAUUUUUCAACUGCUUGUUCUAAGGAAUCAUGAAGCCUGUCUUUUGCGGAAACUUUGAGUAUGAUGCUCGUGAGAGUGAUCUUGAGCGGCUUUUCAGAAAGUACGGCAAGGUUGAGAGGGUUGAUAUGAAAGCUGGUAAGUCUUGGUUCUUGUUUUUCUUUAUACUUUCUCUUAGUUUUUCUGUUUGGUUGAAUUGAAAUGGAUAAAGAAGUCUCGUAAACCACUACCAAUCCGAUGAACAACAAGCGAAAUUCAGUCAAAUGCAUUGUUCUUAAAAUCCACUUACGUGCGUUCAUUCCAUGAGACUCUCUGGAGGACUGUCCUUUCAAAGUGUGCUCUCUAGCCUCUGCAUCCCACAUUCCGUAUUCCCUCGGUUCGCUACCAUCUGAUUCCAACAUCUGCCAAGGAACUUGAAGCACCCCGCAUGAAGUUCAUAGCAUACCUCAGAAGAGAAAAGAUCGAGUAAUUUUAGGGUAAAACCGCCAUACUCAACAUUUGAUUUUGGCGCAGGAUUUGUUUCGAUCUUGGGAUGCCCAUUCUCCCACACAGCCCAUUGAUGGACAAUAUGGAAAAUCCAUUUCCUGCCCAAAAGAGUCAACCUCAUCCACGCAAUGGCACUACGUUCCCAUAACCCCGACUUUAGUUGCAUUUCAUUCCUCUUGACUUUUCUCCUCUUCGAGAUGCACAUGCCUCUUUGGUAGACUUAUACCAACCUCUCACAGCAGAGGCAGCAAAUCAAAUGGAGUUUGCGCCACCACGUUUCUGUUCACAAUUCCGUCUCAUCUCCUCCUCAUUUUCAGUUCUUCUUCUUUGACAUAUUAAUUCCAUAAUGCAAGGUCUGUAAAACUACUUAUAGUUUGUAGAGAUUUUAGGUUCAAAACUUAUUUGUCACAGUAAGUAGUAAAGGCUGUUUUGAUACUGCCGUGGAAGGGAGAGUCUUCAUAUUAGAAUUCCUCUUGGAGGAGGUUCUUUUUCUUGGUUUACUUGAUAAGAUUGUUCUCAUGUUCUGACUUUCCCUUUUGGUUCUCUCCCCAGGGUUUGCUUUUGUCUAUAUGGAAGAUGAAAGGGAUGCUGAAGAUGCAAUUCGAGCGCUUGAUCGCUUUGAAUAUGGUCGCACAGGACGCAGACUCCGUGUUGAGUGGACAAAGAAUGACCGUGGAGGUGCUGGAAGAUCAGGUGGUUCGAGGAGAUCAUCUUCUGGCUUGAGACCUUCCAAGACUCUGUUUGUGAUCAACUUCGAUGCACAAAACACUAGGACUCGGGACUUGGAGAGGCACUUUGAGCCGUAUGGUAAAAUUGUUAAUGUUAGAAUCAGAAGGAAUUUUGCAUUCAUCCAAUAUGAGGCACAAGAAGAUGCUACCAGAGCACUGGAUGCUACAAAUUCCAGUAAGCUGAUGGAUAAGGUGAUCUCAGUGGAGUAUGCAGUGAAAGAUGAUGAUUCAAGAGGAAAUGGAUACAGUCCUGAAAGACGGCGUGAUAGGUCACCUGAUAGGAGAAGGCGAUCACCAAGUCCUUACAGAAGAGAAAGGGGAAGUCCUGACUAUGGCCGAGGUGCUAGUCCAGUAGCUCACAAAAGGGAAAGGACUAGUCCUGAUUAUGGUCGUGGAAGACGCAGCCCCAGCCCUUACAAGAGAGCCAGGCUUAGCCCAGAUUACAAGAGGGAUGACCGUAGGAGGGAGAGAGUGGCUAGCCCAGAGAAUGGAGCUGUAAGGAACCGAAGCCCAAGAAAAGGACGUGGUGAAAGCAGGAGUCCUCCUCCAUAUGAGAAGAGGAGGGAAAGCAGGAGUCCUCCGCCAUAUGAGAAGAGAAGGGAAAGCAGGAGUCCUCCUCCAUAUGAGAAGAGGAGGGAGAGGUCAAGGUCAAGGUCGAAGUCAAGCCCUGAGAAUGGUCAAGUUGAGAGCCCUGGGCAAAUAAUGGAAGUAGAAGCUGGAAGAGGAUACGAUGGAGCAGACAGCCCGAUACGCGAGAGCCCCUCUCGUUCGCCGCCAGCAGAGGAAUGAUUGGAGAUGCAGACAGAUGAUUGUGUUGGAUUCACAAACAAAAGAUGUCUCUCAAAGUAGUUGUAUCCGAAACUGAAGUCUUUUGCUAUGUCAUGUAGUAUUUAGUGUGUUAUUUUGGGUCUUUGUUAAGUGUUUUGUAAACUUUAUUAUGACUCCAUUCGAAAUCGCUUGUCGUAGUAUUGGUUAAAAGAUUGCUUUUUAGUUUGGAUUACAAUAUCCGACUUUAGAUGUUUACGAGCGCAGCUUAUGUUUUAACAUGAAAAUAGUGCUAAAGAUGGUCGACAAGAUCAGAAGUUUUAUGUUAGCCAUGAAAUCCUUUAUAAUGUAGGUCUGAAUUGUGUCAACUUGUCAACCCUAAAUUUUCCAUUUCAAUUACAUUCGCCUUUUUGCG
Arabidopsis thaliana (thale cress) is the source of this 2481-nucleotide messenger RNA. It is a transcript of the gene RS41, whose product is annotated as RNA-binding (RRM/RBD/RNP motifs) family protein. Gene Ontology annotation, cellular component: nucleus; nuclear speck. Bases 1143 to 2090 code for a protein of 315 amino acids. The transcript is spliced from 5 exons. Gene Ontology annotation, molecular function: nucleic acid binding; RNA binding. The record is from RefSeq and is marked reviewed. Gene Ontology annotation, biological process: RNA processing. Lineage: Eukaryota; Viridiplantae; Streptophyta; Magnoliopsida; Brassicales; Brassicaceae.